Messenger RNA from Staurois parvus, 882 nucleotides. The record is from the annotation of a GenBank genome assembly. NCBI's taxonomy places the organism in Eukaryota, Metazoa, Chordata, Amphibia, Anura, Ranidae.
AUGGAGUACUAUCCUUGUUCCAACAACCGAGCUAUCCAAGGUAGCUACUCGGUCUUACCGGGCAUCCUAUUAUUUUCCGCUGGAGUCAUAGGGAAUGUCCUUGCCAUUGUAAUCCUAUGGCAACACAAGCUACGGGGAAAUAAGAAAACCACUGUUUUUUACAUUUUGGUCACUGGAUUGACUAUAACCAACCUGAUGGGAAAAUGCUUGGUCAGCCCAAUGGUUCUUGCUGCCUACUCCAAAAAUCAGACUUUGGUGGAGAUGGUUGGAAACAGAAACCUUUGUGACGUUUUCAGCUUCCUCAUGAUAUUCUUUGGCUUGGCACCAAUGCUCAUUCUUUUUGCAAUGGGUCUAGACUGUUGGAUUGCCCUUGCUCACCCGUUCUUCUACCACAACUACAUCACCAAACGGGUUGGUCUGUUGGUUCCCCUCAUUGUCUACAUCUUCAGUGCCGGGUUCUGCUCCUUGCCUUUUGUGGGCUUUGGCAAAUUUGAGCAGUAUUGUCCUGGAACUUGGUGCUUCAUUCAGAUGUCUGUGGAGGGCUCAAAGCCCGAGGUCCUGGCUUAUUCCGUGCUCUAUGGGACCAUUAUGGGAAUAUUCAUUUUCGCCAUCAUCGUCUGUAAUGUGGCUAUAAUGAGACGCCUUUACCAAAUGUACCAGAUUCAAAGCCAAAGGAAUGUCAAAUCUGGAGUGAAAGGGGAACUUGUUAAGCAAGCAGGGAUGGAAGAGAUGGAUCAUCUUAUCCUCUUGGCAGUCAUGACCGUUCUCUUUACUGUGUGCUCACUUCCUUUAACUGUAUGUAUUGCCAAAAUAAUUGGGUUACUUAAGGUGUGCUACUGUUUAAUCACAAGAAGUGGUAUAAAUCAGCUCUUUACUCCGUAA